AUGACUUGCAAUGGGAUGGCUUUCUUCCAAACAAACUUCAUGCUCCAAACCCAUCAUGAUGAGGAAGAAGAAGAUCACCAUCACCAGCCUCCAACUUCUCUCAACCCAAUUCUCCCUUCCUGCACACCACAGGACUUCCAUGGGAUGGCAUCAUUCCUAGGGAAGAGAUCCAUGUCAUGUUCAGGGAUUGGAGAUCAUGAAUUGGAAGGUGGGAACAAUGGUGGGGAUCAGCUGGAUGAGCUAUCAGAUGAUGGAUCACAGGCAGGAGAGAAGAAGAGGAGGCUGAACAUGGAACAAGUGAAGACAUUGGAGAAGAACUUUGAGUUGGGGAACAAGCUUGAACCAGAGAGGAAAAUGCAGCUGGCUAGAGCUCUUGGCCUGCAGCCUAGGCAGAUUGCUAUCUGGUUCCAGAACAGGAGAGCCAGGUGGAAGACCAAGCAGCUUGAGAAAGACUAUGAUGUCCUGAAGAGACAGUUUGAAGCUGUCAAAGCUGAUAAUGAUGCCCUUCAAGCCCACAACCAGAAGCUUCAUGCUGAGAUAAUGGCACUGAAAAGCAGGGGACCAACACAUGAAGCAAUCAACCUGAACAAAGAGACUGAAGGGUCAUGCAGCAACAGAAGUGAAAGCAGCUCAGAUAUCAAGCUAGACAUCUCAAGGACACCAGCAGCCAUUGACAGCCCUCUUUCCUCUCAGCAUCCAACUCCAACCACAACAACAAGCAGUGGCAGGCCAUUCUUCCCAACUACAUCAUCUCAUCAUCAUCAACAACAGCAUAAUAAUGUUAGGCCUCCAGCAGCUCCUCCAUCUGGGCUGGUACAGCAGCUUUUCCACAACAACAGCACUUCACCUUCGACAAGGCCUCCAGACCAUCAUAAUCAGCACCACCAUCCUCAAUUGGGGCUGCAGUGUCAGAAGAACAUUGAGCAGAUUGUGAAGGAAGAAACCCUCACCACCAUGUUCUGUGGCAUGGAUGAUCAGUCUGGGUUCUGGCCAUGGCUUGAGCACCAACAGUUCAAUUGA
Molecule: messenger RNA, 1020 nt
Organism: Linum trigynum
Lineage: Eukaryota; Viridiplantae; Streptophyta; Magnoliopsida; Malpighiales; Linaceae
Source: the annotation of a GenBank genome assembly